Messenger RNA from Medioppia subpectinata, 1421 nucleotides. NCBI's taxonomy places the organism in Eukaryota, Metazoa, Arthropoda, Arachnida, Sarcoptiformes, Oppiidae. The record is from the annotation of a GenBank genome assembly.
AUUUGGGCGACAAUUCACUCGCAAAUCAUUAAUAUCUGAACCCAAAAGCGAUACCCAAAUCCAAAAUAGAGACCACUAGUGCUGUGAGUGUUUGGUGUAAAACAAUGAGUAAACGGCACCAGAAGUGUGUGAUUUGGCACAACCGGCCGACGGCUCACAUCUCGUGCCUCUAUCCGGAGAUAUUGGCACUGAUUUUUGGCCAUUUGGACGUUAAGGAUAAGGGGUCGGCCGCCCGGGUGUGCAGCUCCUGGAGGGACGCCUGUUAUCACAAGUCGGUGUGGAAGGGCGUGGAGGCGGCCAUACAUCUGAGACACUGCGACCGGUGUCCGGCCAACGCCCAGGACUGUGGCCUCCAUAACGCCCUCUUCGAUAGUCUCGUCCGGCGGGGCAUUAAAAAAAUUCAGCUGUUGAGUAUUCGCCGAUCGGUGCGGGAAGUGGUGGUCGGAGUGCCAAAACUGGAGAGUCUGAACCUAAUCGGGUGCUAUAAUCUGACGGACGAGUGGCUGACCAGCGCUCUCACCCAUCGGAUGAACAGUCUGACAGAACUGAACCUAAGUAUGUGUAAACCCAUUACCGAUCACAGUCUCGAGAGGAUCGGCGAUCACCUCAAAAAUCUGGAACACCUGGACCUCAGCGGGUGCUCCAACAUCACCAACACUGGUCUACUGGAGCUGUCGAUGGAGUUAAAGCGACUCAAGUAUCUAAACCUCCGGAGCUGUCGGCACGUGUCGGACGUCGGGAUCGGACACAUCGCAGGCGCCACACAGGAGACAACGCUGGCCGGCGCCGGACUCUUCACACUGGAGUUCCUCGGCCUUCAGGACUGCCAGAAGAUUACCGACGACUCGCUGCGGCACAUCUCGACGGCGUUGUGUCACUUGCAUGCCGUGAAUCUGAGCUUCUGUUCGUCCAUCACUGACUUCGGUCUCAAACACCUGUCCUCGAUGUCCAACUUGCGAGACAUCAAUCUUCGCAGCUGUGACAACAUCACCGACACCGGUCUCGCACACCUCUCGGACGGCUCCGUACGCAACCUACAGGUGCUCGACGUGUCGUUCAGCAGUGAUAAGAUCGGUGACCCGGGAUUAGUGCACAUCUCGCAGAAGCUGAUCCAUCUGAGGAGUCUGAGUCUGAACGCGUGCUCCGGAAUCACCGACGAGGGUGUGAUCAAGAUCUCGAGGACACUGUCGUGCCUGCGAGUGCUCAAUCUCGGCCAGUGUAAUAAGAUCACCGAUAAGGGCCUGUGCGCCAUUGGCCAACAUUUAGUCAAUUUAACGAACAUUGAUCUCUACGGGUGUUCACUCAUCAGUACCGUCGGUCUCGAGAAGAUCAUGCAAUUACCUAACCUUAACCUCAACCUCAAGCUCUGGCAAAAGGACCAACAGAUCAGCAGUAAUAGCAAUCAAUCGAGUAAUCAAUGC